Molecule: messenger RNA, 2164 nt
Organism: Glycine soja
Lineage: Eukaryota; Viridiplantae; Streptophyta; Magnoliopsida; Fabales; Fabaceae
Product: probable protein phosphatase 2C 64
Exons: 5
Coding region: 505-1698 (397 amino acids)
Biological process (GO): protein dephosphorylation
Molecular function (GO): cation binding; protein serine/threonine phosphatase activity
Source: RefSeq, a predicted model, not a curated record
UCUCAUUGUUAGUCUUUUUAUGGGGCUUCUCCUCCGAGUUCAGAACAAAAGAAGAAAAAAAAAAAAAGGGUUUCACACUUUGUCCGAUCUUUCACAGUGAACUCUUCAAUUUUCGAUUCUCUUUUUCUUGCACCACCCUCUCCUUUCUUCUUCUUCUUCUUCUUCUUCUUCUUCAAACACCUUCACCAUUUGCAUACCACUUAGCUCCAAAAACCCAUUUCUGUUUCUUUCUGUUGAUUUGAUGGAUCCGCAGAUCUAAUGAUUUCACACACUUUCCUCACUACGGAUCAUUGUCUUCUUCAUCUGGGGCACCCCAAUAGCUUCUUCUAAUCGACAGUCCAAUUUUGUUGGUUUGUGGUGGAUCAUCUUCGUCGUUGUGGUGACUAGUGAGGAGUGCAGGACUAUACCUAUCUAUAUAGUGUAUGAAAAUUCAGGGGGGUGAAGUCGUUUUUGGAGUAGUUGAUAAAUGUUGAAAUCCUUGACGGUUGUUUGGUGAAAUGAGGGAUGUUAUCGGGGUUGAUGAACUUAUUGAGGGCCUGCUUUCGGCCGGGUUCAGAUGGAUUUACACUUGCAGGUUCGGAUGCUGGAGGUAGACAGGAUGGACUGUUGUGGUACAAGGACUCGGGGCAGCACUUGAGUGGUGAAUUUUCAAUGGCUGUAAUCCAAGCCAAUAACUUGCUGGAAGAUCAGAGCCAGAUUGAAUCAGGCUGUUUGAGCUCCAAUGAGUCUGGCCCUUACGGUACCUUCGUCGGUAUCUAUGAUGGCCAUGGAGGGCCCGAGACAUCGCGGUUUAUCAAUGAUCACCUAUUUCACCAUCUCAAGAGAUUUACUUCAGAGCAACAAUCAAUGUCGGUGGAUGUAAUUCGCAAGGCACUCCAAGCAACAGAAGAGGGGUUUAUUUCAGUGGUUGCCAGACAGUUUUCUCUGUCACCACAAAUUGCGGCUGUUGGGUCAUGCUGUCUUGUUGGUGUUAUUUGUAAUGGAACCCUUUACAUAGCAAACCUUGGGGAUUCCCGGGCUGUUUUGGGAAGAGCAGUCAAGGCAACUGGCGAGGUUUUAGCCAUGCAAUUAUCAGCAGAGCACAAUGCAUCGAUAGAGUCUGUAAGACAGGAGCUGCAUGCUUCGCAUCCUGAUGACCCAAAUAUUGUGGUUUUAAAGCAUAAUGUAUGGCGUGUGAAGGGCCUUAUUCAAGUUUCUAGAUCUAUUGGUGAUGUAUAUUUGAAAAAGGCCGAGUUCAAUAGAGAACCACUAUAUGCUAAGUUUCGACUUCGUGAACCAUACAAGAUGCCAAUACUAAGCUCAGAACCAUCAAUAUCAGUGCAUCAUUUGCAGCCACAUGAUCAAUUUAUUAUAUUUGCUUCUGAUGGACUCUGGGAGCACCUCAGCAAUCAAGAAGCAGUUGAUAUAGUUCAAAACAGUCCCCGCAGUGGAAGCGCUAGGAGGCUGGUAAAAGCUGCGCUUCAAGAAGCUGCAAAGAAGAGAGAAAUGAGAUAUUCAGAUUUAAAGAAAAUUGAUCGCGGAGUUCGUCGUCAUUUCCAUGAUGAUACCACGGUGAUUGUUGUGUAUCUUGACUCAAAUCUCGUGAGUAGGGCCAGCACUGUGAAGUUCCCUGGCAUUUCUGUUAGAGGGGGUGGUAUUAACCUGCCUCAUAACACACUGGCACCUUGUACCACACCAACAGAGAUUGGUGGUACCUGAUCUAAGUUGUAUCUUUUAUCUUCUUCUUUGUUGUAUCAUUUUCUUGUGUGAAUACCAGUUAUCUUCAAAAUAGCACUGAGAGGAGCAGCACUUCAAUUCUUUGAAUGUGAACUGUAACUUACUAGGAUACUAAUACUCAUGUUUAGGUUUUUUUUCUUUUUUGUUUUCCCUUCCCCUCAAAACCAAAAGAACAGAAGAGAUCUUCUGAUGACCAUUAUAAGAGUUGCCUCGGCACCAUUUUAUCUUUUUUUUUUCUUUCUUUCUUUGUACCAUUUCACUGUUUAUGUCGGUAACUUUGGUCUUACAGAUUGUGAUGUGGGAAGUGUUGCUGUAUUGCUGAGGAUGUUCUUAGUCAUAGAUAAUGCAAUCAAUGCAUUUAGGUGUUGGAGAGGAGAGAGGAAAAUCGUCAUGUAAAUGCACGAUGUAGAUUAUGCAUGAUGUAAUGUUAAAUGAGUAUUCAUUGUCA